Molecule: messenger RNA, 1475 nt
Organism: Euleptes europaea (tarantolino)
Lineage: Eukaryota; Metazoa; Chordata; Lepidosauria; Squamata; Sphaerodactylidae
Gene: COQ6
Product: coenzyme Q6, monooxygenase
Exons: 12
Coding region: 1-1434 (477 amino acids)
Biological process (GO): ubiquinone biosynthetic process
Cellular component (GO): mitochondrion
Molecular function (GO): FAD binding; oxidoreductase activity, acting on paired donors, with incorporation or reduction of molecular oxygen, NAD(P)H as one donor, and incorporation of one atom of oxygen; 2-octaprenyl-6-methoxyphenol hydroxylase activity
Source: RefSeq, a predicted model, not a curated record
AUGGCGGCUGCCAUGGCCUUAUCCUUACGUCGGGGCUUUGGGCCGAGGAAGAGGAUUUGCUUUCGUUCCGGCCGUGUCGCUUCCUUGGGGUGGCGGGGCGGCUCAGUGAGGUCCAGUAGUUCGGAGGCGGUGUACGAUGUGGUGGUGUCAGGCGGUGGCAUGGUCGGAAGCGCCAUGGCUGCUGCACUAGGAAAUGAUUCUCAUCUCCAUGAAAAGAAAAUCCUGCUACUUGAAGCUGGCCCCAAGAAAGCAACUAACCGGUUGCCCAAGGGUUAUAGUAACCGAGUCAGUGCUAUAACUCCUGGCUCAGCCACACUUCUUAAUAGCUUUGGUGCUUGGGAUCAUAUUUGCAGUAUGAGAAUCAAGCCUUUUCAGCGGAUGCAGGUGUGGGAUGCUUGUUCUGAAGCCAUGAUAAUCUUUGAUAAAGAUAAUCUGGAAGAAAUGGGAUAUAUAGUAGAGAAUGACGUUAUCAUGUCUGCUUUAACCAAACAACUGGAUGCCAUGUCAGACCGAGUGGAAGUUCUCUACAGGAGCAGAGCACUUGGGUACACCUGGCCCCUUCCCUAUCAAACCUGUGACUCAAGCCCUUGGGUUGAAAUUGAUUUAGCAGAUGGACGCAGACUUCAGACCAAACUGCUGAUUGGUGCAGACGGGCAGAAUUCCAUGGUCCGGAAGGCAGCUGGAAUUCAGAAUAUUCAGUACCAAUAUGAUCAGUCAGCAGUGGUUGCUACUCUUCACUUAGCUGAGGCAACAGAUAACAAUGUAGCGUGGCAAAGAUUUCUUCCCUCUGGACCAAUUGCUCUUCUCCCGCUGUCUGACACUGUCAGCUCUUUGGUCUGGUCCACGUCACAUGAACAUGCGUCUCAGCUUCAGAGUAUGGAUGAGGAAAGUUUUGUGGACUCUAUCAACUCUGCUUUUUGGAGCAAUGCAAAUCACUCUGACUUCAUUGAUACUGCUGGAUCCAUGUUCCGAUCUGCUGUUUCUCUGCUGAUGCCAUCAGUGUCUGUAGCUCGUCAGUUGCCCCCAAGUGUUGCAAAAGUGGAUCCAAAGAGCCGAGCCGUGUUCCCUCUUGGACUGGGGCAUGCAACCCAAUAUGUUCAGCACCGGGUGGCCCUUAUUGGGGAUGCAGCUCACAGAAUACAUCCUCUAGCUGGUCAAGGUGUAAAUAUGGGUUUUGGUGAUAUCACAUGUUUGAUGCAUCAUCUCAGUGCUGCAGCAUUUAACGGGAAGGACCUGGGCUCUUUAAGUCAUCUUCUGCAGUAUGAGCAAGAACGACAGAGACACAACCUUUCUAUCAUGGCUGCAGUUGACCUGCUGAAGAGGCUGUACUCUACAAGUGCAGCUCCUUUCGUGCUGUUAAGAACAUGGGGAUUGCAAACAACUAACGCAGCAACUUCAAUUAAAGAGCAGAUCAUGGCAUUUGCCAGUAAGUGACUGCCUUGUGAAGCUAGAUUUACUGUUCACUGUCAAUUGCU